Messenger RNA from Talaromyces amestolkiae, 1692 nucleotides. RefSeq lists its product as uncharacterized. The transcript has a single exon. NCBI's taxonomy places the organism in Eukaryota, Fungi, Ascomycota, Eurotiomycetes, Eurotiales, Trichocomaceae. Bases 1 to 1692 code for a protein of 563 amino acids. The record is from RefSeq and is a predicted model, not a curated record.
AUGGAUUAUACAAAACAAAUGAUUUCUAACGAAACUGGCGAACGUAUCCAAAAUGCCUUGAGAAGCAUUAAUAUUCCUAAGGUAGAUGACGUUAGAGGUUCCAUCACACUACCAACGACAAUUGACGGAUUGCCAGAAACGCAAAUCACUUGGACCUCAUCCGACCCAGCUAUUGUGUCUGACAAACCUAAUGGUAAAAUUGCACCUGGGGUGGUGAGAAGGCCCCCGGUCGGAGCCGCCCCAGCGCAAGUCACCUUGACUGCAAGUGUUGCAAUCAAAUCGGAGCCGAAGAUCACUGUAGAUUUCAGUCGGGAUUUCCAACUUACAGUUCAGCCGUCCGUGAAGUUGGCACCAUACUCGAGUUAUGGAAUGGUCAAUUUCGCUCGCUCCAAUAGUCAUCGCGGACAACAGGUUUAUAUGGCAUAUAGCGUCGGGAACGACGGAACGAGAUGGAAAGCAGCCAACAGCGGACAGCCCAUUCUCACGUCAACUAAGGGAGUACAUGCUGUUCGAGAUCCCUCCCUCAUCCGCUCGCGAGAAGGUGACAGGUUCUUCCUCCUUGCCACCGAUCUCAACGUGGACGGAGUGGAAUAUGGUUGGCGUGGAUGGGAUUGGGCUCAAAGUGGCAGUAGUCGGUACAUUGAGGUCUGGGAGUCCCACGACCUACGCACCUGGUCCAAUCAACGACACAUUCUUGUGGCACCCCCAGAGGCCGGCAUGACGUUUGCCCCCGAAGCUAUUUGGGACCCGGAAAUUGAGGCUUAUGUUGUUUUCUGGACCUCCUCGAUGUACCCAGUCGACACCUAUUUCACGGAAGAUCCGAAUGAUCCUAAACGUCGAUAUCCAUUGUCAAGAAACCAGACGCUGUAUGCAACCACACGUGACUUUAUAACCUUCACUAAAGCGAAGGUCAUGAGCGGUAGGCCCAACCAUGGCACUCUCGACGCCUGCAUGAUCUACGAAGAGGAGACUGGAUACUACCAUCGCUUUGUCUGCGAUCGGAUAUCCACUGGCGUUGGGGUCACUCGGUACGCGUCCGGCUGCCCGACAGACGAUAUAUACCAGGAACGGUCCGGCCGGGUCCUCGCUCCGGAGGAAGACUGGCAGCUAAUUGCAUGCUGCAUUACCCAUAGGGCUAUGAACACCACAUAUGCUGAGGCACCCCUUGUAUUUCAAGCAAACCCGAACGAUCAGCGAGGGAAGGGGUAUUACUUCUUCUCGGAUCAAAUUUGGGCUGACUCGCCAGCCGGACACCCAAUGGAGGAGCAAUUGCAUCCUUACUGGACCAGCUGUCUUAGCUCGGGUCAGUGGACUCCUAUAGAAUGGACACAGAAGCCGGAAUAUGAAGGCAGUCAAGGAGUGAUACGACACGGAACAGUCAUUAAUCUGACGCCGGCGGACCAUGCAGCGGUUCGUGGUGCAGACCUGGUUUCAAUAAGUGUACAGGUUCUGGCCAAAAUCACGUGCAUCACUGGUGAGCCUCUGGACUCAUCAGCACUAGUGGUUACGGCGAAAUAUAGUGAUGCUGUAGCUGAAACGCUCGGCGAAGGUUAUGGAGGAUACAUCUUAUCUGGUUCAGGUCCAUGGCUUACACCAGGUAGAUAUACGGUGGGAGUGUCGUAUACAGUACUGGAAGUGACACAGACCGCAUCGUUUGAAGUAGAAGUCAUGGAGCGUUCUGCUGCAUUCUAG